This is a messenger RNA of Owenia fusiformis, 1212 nucleotides long. Lineage: Eukaryota; Metazoa; Annelida; Polychaeta; Sabellida; Oweniidae. The record is from the annotation of a GenBank genome assembly.
GGACUGGGGAUUAAUACAAAGAGUAGGAAAAACAGUCCGACAUUGCAAUUUUUAAAGUGACUUUAUAAAUCAUGAUUUCGUAUGAUGAAUCUGCUUCAUCUCAAAUUAAUUUUGAUUCUGCGAAACUUUAUUGAUUCUUGAAAGUAAUAGCACCGGGUUCUGUGGAAGAUAGAAUGGACGCAAACCAGAUGGGUUGUGAAUUUGCAGACAGUGCUUUAGAAACAAAUAUACAUUCCAAGGAUAAUUCUACAGCCCCGGAAGAUGACGAAACUGACUAUCCAGAAGAUCUUGAAAGUGCCGUGAAGUCAAUGGGCAUUGAAGUACCAAUUGAAUACAGUAUGGAGGAGCUUGACUAUGUUAUCUACCAUAGUGACAAAGACAUUGACUUGGCUGAAGAUUUAAACAGGCAGAUACAACUGAUUGGGAAGAGUUACAACAUUAAUGGAAGUUUAUAUCAGAACCAUUCCACAGAAAUUCAAUCAAAUUUAAUAUCGGCUGAACACAUGGUCAACCGAAGCACAUUUAUACUCAUGAUAGUCUCGGAAAAUUUUACUGAAGACAUAUGGAUGGACAUGCACAAAGAUGAGGUCCUGACGGUCACAAUGAUUGAUCCCACAAAGAGGUGGUGUCUCAUACCCGUUUUUACCAAACCCAAAUCUGAAUUCAAAAGAUUACCAUACGGAAUGUUAGGACUUAAAGGAAUAUACCCAAAUGAAGAUUAUUUUGAAUACUCUGUUCAUACUCUCUUCGGUGGUCCCAGAGCCAAAGCUCUCAAGGAAGAAAGGAUUGAGGCUCGACAAAAAAAUAAAAUGGCUUGGCUCAAGAAGGCGUUCGUCAGGGGACCGGACAUUUGUGACCCGCUCAAAAAUGGAUCCGUCCCUGGACAUUUAGCGAACAUGCAAUGUCGUAUUGACUCGCACGAAGUCCGACUUAAUGACAUUGAAGAACAUCUUGAAUCAAUGACAUAAAUUAUUUCGAAUGAGAAAAUAAUAUAGUAUAGGAUUAAUAUAAAUAAUAGGGAGUUUAACCUUGCAUAUAAAACAGAGGGGGCCAACCUACACACCUCGCGUAGUGUGCGGGGGCGAGUGAACUCAAAAAUUCUUUCACAAUAAUUACAAUUAGCAUUUUUCUAUCCAUUCUGACUACUUUUCAAGUCAUUUCGGGCUAUUUAAAAUCAAAUGUGAAACGCCUGGAAUUUUUUGAAAAGUGAUC